CCCUCCUAGAGAGAUCCCGAGUCCCACAAAGUGUGCCGUCGGCCUCCACAGGGAGUGGAACCAACAGAAGGAGGUCUGUAUGUGGGCAGAGAACGGCCAGAAGAGAGGGCAGGACUGGUACUCGGUCUCCCUCCCAGAGCAGAGGAGGGAGGGGCACAAGGCCUGGGCUCCCUGACCUCCGGCCUCACCACACCUGACCCAUGCAUCAUGCCCAGGGCUCGACCAGGGAUGCUGAGGCAGGCACGGUUCCCUGCGGGCUGGCGCUCUGACAUGGACUCCCGGGCCUGAAGGAGGGCCAUGGGCCCUCCUGCCUUGCUAGCUUGAGGGCACCAUCUGGAUGUAUUUAGAGCUGUGAAGGCCUGCUCAGGGGUGCCUGUGAGCCCAGAGCGGGGGGCUUCUCCUGCCUCCCCCCUCUGGACAUGAAGAAGGACAUCGAGGCUCUGGUGGCAGAGGAGAAGGCCGAAAUCAUUGCCAAGUAUCAGAAGGGGAGACAGCACGGGGCUCACAUCGAUCCCUGGGAAGAUGCCGACUUCUCCCUUUACAAAGUCACAGAUCGCUUCGGGUUCCUGCAUGAGAGUGAACUGCCCAGCCGGAGCGCCCUGGAGGAGAAGCAAAAGGUCCAGGAGAUCGAGCGGGUGGACAAGUGGCUGAAGAUGCUAAAGAAAUGGGACAAAUACCGGGCGAGCGAGAAGAUGGCUCGGAGGGUCUACAAAGGCAUCCCCCUGCAAGUGCGGGGGCAAGUCUGGGCCCUCCUCCUGGAUGUGGAAAAGGUGAAGAUGGAGAACCCUGGCAAGUACGAGGAGAUGAAGGAGAAAGCCCAGAGCUCCUCCGCCGAGAUCAAACAGAUCGAUCUGGACAUCAACCGGACAUUUCGGAACCACAUCAUGUUCCGAGAGCGCUACGGAGUAAAGCAGCAGGCCCUGUUCCACGUCCUCUCUGCCUACUCUGUCUACAACACGGAGGUGAGCUACUGCCAGGGCAUGAGCCAGAUCGGUGCCAUCCUGCUGAUGUACCUGAAUGAGGAGGACGCCUUCUGGGCACUGGCCCAGCUGCUGGCCAACCAGAGGCACGCCAUGCACGGCUUCUUCGUGCCUGGAUUCCCCAAGCUGCAGCGCUUCCAGGACCAUCACGAGCAGAUCCUGGGCCGAGCGCUGCCCAAACUGAAGAAGCACAUGGACAAGGAGCAGAUGGCCACCGGCAUUUACACCACCAAGUGGUUCCUGCAGUGUUUCAUUGACCGGGUGAGCAGCUCGGGUGGGGCCGGGCCGCCGCGGGGCUCGCUCGCUCGCUCCCUCCCUCGGGGCCCCCUCUCAGGCCGGCUGUCCUCCGCAGACGCCCUUCACGCUGACCCUGCGCCUGUGGGACGUGUACAUCCUGGAGGGCGAGCGCGCGCUCCCGGCCAUGGCGUUCACCGUGCUCAAGCUGCACCGCAAGCGCCUGCUGAAGAUGGCCCUGGAGGACCUCCGAGAAUUCCUGCAGGAGAAGCUGGCCGGCCCGUGGCCCUACGAGGACGACGCGGUGUUGGAGCAGCUGCAGGCCUCCAUGGCGGAGCUGCGCAGGAUGAAGUGCGAGCUGCCCCCCCCAGCCAAACUGGAAGAGCUUCCCAAGAGGCCUCUGGGCCUGGUGACCCUCGGGCGGAGCCUGGAGCCGGCCGGCCAGCAGCAUCUGCUCCCCGGAGAUGGGGCGCCCCCUGGGGGCAGCCAAGCCCAAGGGGAGGCCGCAGGGAGGUCCGGGCCGCCCCGCCCCGCCCCAGGCAGCAGCCCCUCCGAGAAGGCCUUUCCGGCUGGCUCUCCCCAGCUCCCCCGCCCCUGGGCGAGCAUGCCGGGCCUGGCCCUGCCCGGGCCCUCCUCCGCGCCGGCGGGGGCAGCCCCGGGCUCUGCAGGGCGCCUGCCAGCUCGGAGAUGGACCCCAUAAGGGCGGCCACACCCAACGGGGUGCUGCACCCUGGGGUGCUGCGGUGGGGCGGGCACGGGGGCAGUAAAGGCGUCUGCCGCGCUCCGGCCUCCGGUGUCUGCUUAUUGCGAAGCCUCCCUCCCCGACAGGCACACCGAGCUCAAGACCAUCCAAUAAUUUACUGAAACCGGGCCGCGGCCGCGGGCGGAGGGGGCGGGGAGGCGCGGGAAGCACUUGGGGGCCAGGAGUCGGAGCCAGUCCGUGCAAAAAGCCUGCGGGGGGCAGAGGCGCCGGGCUCGGCCUCCCCGGCAGGACCCGGAACUGCGGCGGCAGCAGCAGCAGCGCCGCCUCCGCCUGCCUCCUCCUCCUCCUCCUUCCGACCGGGACUGUCGGGCCUCUCCCCGGGUCCGUUCGGGUCCGUUCGGGUCCGUUCGGUCCUCUGUCCGGCCGCCAGCGCCGCCCUCAGGUCCGGCACCUCCGGACCCCCAGCCUGGGCGGGGCGGAAGGCGCGUGUGGGCGGG
This is a messenger RNA of Gracilinanus agilis (Agile Gracile Mouse Opossum), 2414 nucleotides long. Its product is annotated as USP6 N-terminal-like protein. The record is from RefSeq and is a predicted model, not a curated record. NCBI's taxonomy places the organism in Eukaryota, Metazoa, Chordata, Mammalia, Didelphimorphia, Didelphidae. The transcript has 14 exons. The coding region runs from base 420 to 2078 and encodes 552 amino acids.